Molecule: messenger RNA, 1541 nt
Organism: Neltuma alba
Lineage: Eukaryota; Viridiplantae; Streptophyta; Magnoliopsida; Fabales; Fabaceae
Product: kinetochore protein SPC25 homolog
Exons: 8
Coding region: 220-1155 (311 amino acids)
Biological process (GO): chromosome segregation
Cellular component (GO): Ndc80 complex
Source: RefSeq, a predicted model, not a curated record
CCCUGCAGCUCGAAACGUUUCCCGAUUCCGGUUUGGCGUUCUCCAUGAAACCCAUUUUGGUUUAGACCUUCAAUUUCGCCAUCCUUCUUUGUUCAUUCUUCUUCUCUUCACUGUCAAUAGAACAGCUCUGCAACUUUUUUCCCAAGAGAACAAGGGAGGGCUACAUGAAAAUGGGGCGAAACUACACCUGUUGCGGCGUUUAGUAGCUAGUGCACGCAAAUGGCUGAAUCAGUGCUAAAGAAAAUGGAGUCUGGGCGCUUGAUCUGCGAUGCAGAGAUUCCGGUUCUACAGCACAAGAUUGACGUCUUUUCUUCUUCUUUUAUGAAAUCCCUUGAAUCAUUAAGGGCAAGAUCACAAGAAACUGCUCAGUAUCAAGCUAAAUUAGAAGAGGCCAAAGCUAAAUUGAGGGAGGCAGAGGAUGACUUGGUUAAAGCCCUGGGAGUGAAGACUCGCAAAGAGGCCAAGCGUAUGGCUCUGAUGGAUGCUAUUGAUUCUGCAAAGACUAGAGUUGAAGAUCUUAAGAGUAGUGUUCAGGAGCAAAGAACCAAGAAUUGUGAAUAUGCUGCAAUAUUAUCUGAGCAUUCUCCUGAUUCUGAAGGGACAAUGAAUGGAAGCACUGAACGAAAAGAUGAAAUUCUGGAGGCCAUCUCAUGGUACAAUACAGUCCUUGGAUUCCAUGUUGAAGGCGGACAUGGGGUGAAGUUUACCUUCAAGAGUAUCAAUGUGAACAAUCCCAAUGAGGAGUGUUUUUUUACCAUCCGUCAUGAAAAUGAUACUUACACGUUAUUGAACUGUGAACCCCCCGUCAAAGGAACCAAAGAGUUGAUUCAUGAAUUAAACAAGACAAAUGGGCUAUUUAAAUAUGUCAGAGUUAUGAGGAGGAAGUUUCAAGAAGCAGUUGCACAGGGGAGUGUAGCAUCCUUAAAUAGUGAACAUCAAGAGUCUGCUAUCAUCUCUACAUCUGCUCCAGAUCUAUCUAUAUCAUCCUUCAGGAGUGAUUCCCCGACCAAGAAAAAUGAGAAUCAAGUUCAACCUAUGAAAGGUGAGAGACCUACCAAGAAACAAACCCUCGGAAGACGGGUAACAUCUGCUGCAUUGUCUCCUGGAUCUGCCUCAUCAGUUCGCCAGUCUCCUCGUUUGAGGGCUAGGAAAUAAAGUCAAGUGCAGGCUGUUUGGCUACCCCUACAUUGUUGGAUGAGAAACGCUGAGUCUUGUAGGGCUCAUGCAGUCAUAACUCAUGACUCAGGCUGCUAAACAAGUUGACAUGUGAUUGAAGACACAGGCAUUGUAGAUGGCUGAACCCAUAUCUAAGAUAUACUAAGGGCUUCGCAAAAUGUGUAUUGUAACUUGAUAUCGUAUGAGGACAUAACCUUUUUCUGUGUGUGGCCCUUCUGUAUUUUUCCAUCUAUUUUUUAUUCUCAUUUCUUAUUUGGUUUUUUUAACAGCUCUUCAGUUAAUCAUGCUUUUGUUUGACGAUGUAAAUAGAGCAGUGGAUAUAAAAUAGAUCUUCAUCACCCCCCACCCUGGGGUUUUAAUCUAAA